Molecule: messenger RNA, 3666 nt
Organism: Prorocentrum cordatum
Lineage: Eukaryota; Dinophyceae; Prorocentrales; Prorocentraceae
Source: the annotation of a GenBank genome assembly
AUGCAGCUCAUAGGCGACUCGGCCCCGAAGCGCGCCGCGGCCGCCGGAGAGCCGGCCGCUGGCGCGCGCCAGGCGUGCGCGCCCCCGGACUGCUGGGGCGACUGCGCCUUGUGCCAGCCCAGCGCGCUUGCGGCCGCGGCGUCUGGCCGGCUGAGUGGGCCCGCUGGGUUGUCUGCAGACGGCGGCCGGAUGGCCCGCGCCCGCGCCUGCAGGUCUCCAGAGGCGGAUCGUUCUUCAGAUAUCGGCUGUCAAGCAGCGGGGCGCGGGCGACCGGCUCAUGCCCUUGCGGGCCACGCCCUCGGCCGCGGAGGUGUCCGCGACGGCGACAUGUCGGCCCUGGCGAGGUGGUGCUCCCGCGUCUGGCUGGCCAACCGCGCCCGGGGCGUCUCUGCUUCACUGAUGCGCCGCCCCCGCAGAGGCGGCGGGAGUGGCAGGCAGUGGGAGGCGCUCCGGCCGCUGGAGCCGCGCGUCGAACGAGACGGCCCCGAGCGCUUCGGUGCCGCGCGGUUCGCCUUGGCCUCGGGCGUCGCCGGCGAGGGCGCCGCGCGGAGACGCCUGUCCGUGUCGCAGCUUCCUCCAUGGGCCUUGUCAUGCAGCGCUCGCAGGAAGACUCCGCCUGCCUUGCCCCGCGAGAGCGAGGGCGCCCGGCUCUCCGGGCGAGCGUGCCGCGCGGGCUUGUCUGAGCUCGUCAGCGUACUUCCGAGUUCUGUCCGUGGAGAUUCGCCGCUCCACCAGCGCGCCCCCAGGGGCCCCGCGCAGCGGGGGCAAGCGAAAGCAUGCCCCCAGGGCGCCUUCGGCCGGGGGCGAGAAGAGCGCGCCCGCUGGGCCCGAUUCGUUCGCGACCCCAAAACCCACGAGGCGAUGCAGGCCGAGAAAGAGCUGGAAUUCUUCCGCAGCCGUCUCCGCAGGGGCACAAGUGACCGCGUCCUCGACGUGGUGACGAACCAGAAUCCCAGAGAAUCUGCGCGCCGCGGCGACGAGAUCGCGCGGCAGGCGAGCGCGCUGCCGCGGCUGCGCCCGCCCCCCGAACGCCGUGCGCCGAGGGGCCGCUGCCGCUGUCUCCCCCGCGCCGGUGUCGACGGCGACCGAGAUGGGGGAGCGUCGAUGGGCGGGCGUGGGCCCGGCCCAGUGAAACAUGUUCUUCCGGUCAACCUUCGCGAGCGACAGCUAGGCGCAGUCGCGCGCCUCGGCGACCGCGCGCGCGAGGGCGGCGACGCCGUCGACGCCCUCGUCGGCAGGCAGGUGGCUGGGGCGCCCCGAGCCAGGGAGCAUCUGGCAGUCCCUUUCCUGGCAGAGGCCGACAAGGUCCAGGAGAGCAUCGAGUCCAUGACGCCGGCGGCCGCCGCGGCUGCCGCUGAUCAAGUACUCACCGCGCUGUUCGGCACGCGCGUCUUCGACUUGGAAGAGACGACGAUUGGCGACGACAUCAUUGAUAAUGCGAACCCGUGGGCAAAACGAGUGAAGGCCGAUAUCUUUGAUAGUUUGAACGAGAUGGAGUUGCCCGAGAACAAAAAGACCACCGUGGGUGCGGGCGUGGGCGUGGCCGUGCCGGUCUUCCGGCUCCGCGAGUUCGCCUCCGACGCGGCGGAGGCCGGGAGAUCGAGAGGCGCAGAGUUCUCCCAGACCAUGAGUAGGAUCUCCCUGCGGCACACGCUCGCGGGCCAGGCUGCGGCGCUGACUGCAAGGGACCUCUGCGUGGAGUUGUCCAGCUGGCAUCUGAAGGCCUCGGCCCCUGGCAGGCCCGAGCUCGACGAGGUCCUGAGGCCCCUGUGCGGCGACCUCGGCGGCGGGGUGCGCCGAGACCUCUCGUGGUGGGCGCUGGAGAAGGACCACAGCGGAGACAACGUGUUUACAAUCCAGCUCGUGAAGAGGGAGCACAAGGCUUGGAGCAGCGUGUGGUGCAUGGGUAUAAACCCUCAUCGAAAACAGACGUUUGCGUGGACGGAGAGGCAAAGGGACUCCGCCGCCGUCGCGGCGACGAAAGCCGAGGACAUGCUCGUGCGAGUGAGGCCCGGCAAGCACGCGAAGCAAGACAAGGACCCCUUCGUCAUCAGCCGGGAGAACCUGUGCCGCAGCUACGAGGAGGGUCAGACCGAGACCACGGUCACGCUCCGGGUGCACUUCUGGCCAGAUCACCUGGAGUCGGCGGCCCAGUCCGUGCCGAUGGGAGAGCUCUUCGGCGCCGACGUGACGGACAGGUGCUGCAAGGUGUUCAUCAGGGGCGACGAGCGGAGUCCGAUGAUCAUGGGCGAGCUGUCCAAGGCCGUCGUGCCUGAAAGGACAACGUGGAGCAUAAUCAAGGCCAAGCCGCCGCCAGACUUGGACCAGGAGGGGCGGCCGGUGCCCAGGACGCCAGAGGAAGAGAAACUGGCCGACUGCCUGCAGGCUACGCCGCGUCGGGCCGACCUACUCGCCCCCGCGGCGCAGGGCGUGGCGCGAACCGGGGCCGUGACCGAAAGGUGCCAGCCAAACGCUCUGGCCGCCCCGGCUGGCGCCCGCAGCGCCGCGCAGACUUCCGCGUCCUGUGCGGCCGGGCCGUUGUUUGCCCCGCAGGACCUCCAGGUCCCGCAGGUCCAUGCUGACAAGUUUUGCCGAGAUCGUCGGCGCGAGCGUGCGCUGCAGCAGUGCAUGGAAACGGGCAACAAUCGCUUGGCGGGCUUCUGUGCGGAGGCCGAGUCAUUCGGCCUAGACCUACGGGGGUACGUUCGAAUGAGGGCGGAACUUGUUCAGAGGGUCGUCGCCUCUGGGGGUAAAGCCAUCUGCUACUAUUCGGAGAUCAGGUACGAUGAGACUCCAAUGAGAACCAUGUGUGUCGACGUGGAGGCGUCGAUUGAGGUCAUCUCUGACCAGUUGUCUUUGGAAGUGGCCGAUCACGACCCUGCCGCAGUCGCAUAUGUUUGCAUAGCGCCCCACGUUGCCAAGAUAGUCCAGACAUUGAGGUCAGAGAAUGCGUUGCUUCAACUCUCGAACGGAACGUUCCUGCCCGUCCGCUGCCCCAUCCCAUGUUGGCUUCAUAGUAUUUCAGGUGGCAAAGGCGAGAACUAUUUCACAGCAUUGGCUGCGAGCGAGGUGGCGCCUGAGCUUCCACAGGACGUGUUGGCAGCGUUUGCUCGUCGACAACGGAGUGUCUGCACAGGCGCCGACGGGGCAGUCGACAGCGCAGAGCGAGCAGUGUCUGCAGCGGACAAGGGGCUUGUGGCACUCAAGACGAAGUGCGAGGCAGCAGGCGCAGAUUCGAACGACAAGAGGACAGAGCAAUCGAAACGCAAGUUUUUCGGCGUCAAGUGGCUGCAGCAGAUUUUUGGUCAUGCCCUCGGCACGUUCCUCAUGGUAUCGAAUGUGCUGGUCCCCCUCGCACACAUCGUGGACAACUGCUUGAAAGCUGGCUCCGAAAGUCGGGGCCAACACGUGGAACUAGAGGGUCUUCUCGGCGUACCUGGUGGCGGCAUUGCGGGGGGCCGCCACGCGCUGCUGGCAGCGGAGUGCAAGUUCGAGAACCAAUGCUUUGACGAGCUCGUGGGCAUAAUGGUAAAUCCUGCUCAAUGGCACCUCAUGCGAAGCGCGCUGCGAUUCGCCGAGUGCUGCACCAACACUCAGUUCAAACCCACGCUGUGCUGUUCGCUCACAUGUCGGAGACGUUGGGCACCGACCGGCUUGGAGACGUGA